This is a messenger RNA of Drosophila ficusphila, 2365 nucleotides long. RefSeq names its product ATP-binding cassette sub-family B member 10, mitochondrial. Gene Ontology annotation, molecular function: ATP binding; ATP hydrolysis activity; ABC-type oligopeptide transporter activity. Gene Ontology annotation, biological process: transmembrane transport. Bases 106 to 2178 code for a protein of 690 amino acids. The record is from RefSeq and is a predicted model, not a curated record. NCBI's taxonomy places the organism in Eukaryota, Metazoa, Arthropoda, Insecta, Diptera, Drosophilidae. Gene Ontology annotation, cellular component: membrane. The transcript is spliced from 6 exons.
AGAAGCACCGUUGGAAGUUCGUUUUGUUAUUUAUUUUUUUCAAACGUUUCGAAUUGAAUUCAAAACCUCCUGUUUUAUUUUUUGCUGAAUGAGACAGAAAUCACAAUGUUGUUGAACUGCACAAGGCUGACACACAGCUGCACGACUCUCCGGGUCUCGCAAAUCAGCCAAAUAAGGUCGCCCACAUCAUAUAAUCACCAUUUGGGAAGGUGUCUUCAUCGACGCACAACCAGGACACUUCCGUCUCCGCUAAGCCAGCCACACAGAACCCCUGUGGAAAAGCACCUGCUCCAAACGUUCCGUAUGCCGUGCAUGCGCCGUGGAUUCGCCCAGAGCACAAAGUGGUUGGCCAAGAAUGCAAAGGCUGACGCACCACCUCCGGUCGGACUUGUCCCUGCGCCAUUGAAAAUGGGCAGGUCUCAAUAUGGACGCCUGCUCAGUCUGACAAAAUCGGAAAAGUGGGUGCUGUCUGCCGGAAUCGGAUGCCUGGUGGUCUCUUCGGCCAUUACCAUGUCGGUUCCCUUGUUUCUGGGAAAGGUCAUCGAUGUGGUAUUUAAUAAAUCGGGUUUAGAUAGUGCCGCCAUGGCCAAACUUGGUGAAUACUCACUGCUGCUCUUCGGAAUCUUUGUGGUAGGCGGUUUCGCCAACUUUGCCCGUGUCCAUCUGUUCGGAAACGCGUCUCUCCGCAUAGUGCGCAAUCUGAGAGCCCGUCUGUAUAGAUCCAUGCUGAUGCAGGAGGUGGGUUGGUUCGAUACCAAGGGAACCGGCGAACUGAUCAACCGGCUGAGCAACGACACCAUGAUGGUGGGCACAGCUCUCAGUCAAAAUGUCUCCGAUGGCCUUCGAUCCUUGGCAAUGAUUGGCGUUGGCACGGCCAUGAUGAUCUACACUUCUCCUCAAUUGGCGGCCGUGAGUGCCUUGGUUGUGCCUGCGAUGGCUGGCAUCGCCAUCGUCUACGGCCGCUAUGUAAGGCGGAUCACCAAAAUGGAGCUGGACAAGUAUGCGGAAAUAAUGAAGUUUUCGGAGGAGCGGUUCGGGAAUGUGAAGACGGUGAAGACCUUCUGUCGGGAACAGCAGGAAGUAACCGCAUUCGAUGACAAGCUAGAUGAGGCUCUGCAGAUUGGCUAUAAAGAGACACGCGCCAGAGCCAUCUUCUUUGGAUUGACUGGCUUCUGCGGCAACUUCAUCAUAAUAUCAGUGCUGUAUUAUGGAGGGACCUUGGUUUUACAAGACUCCCUGACCAUCGGAGCUCUGACGGCCUUCAUGCUGUAUGCCGGCUAUGUGGCCAUCUCGAUGAACGGGCUGUCCAACUUCUACAGCCAGCUGAACAAGGGCAUUGGCGCCUCGGAACGGAUUUGGGAGAUCCUGGACAGGGAGUGCACGAUACCCAUUGACAAGGGCAUCGUUCCACUGGAAAAAGCCGUCGGGGAGGUGGGCUUCCAGAACGUCUACUUCACGUUUCCCACGCGUCCGGAGUCCGCAGUGCUCUCCGAUUUCUCGCUGAAUCUGCUGCCGGGAAAGACCACAGCGGUGGUGGGCCGUUCUGGAUCCGGCAAGACAACGAUAGCCUUGCUCAUGCUGCGAUUGUACGAUCCCCAAUCGGGCACCGUCAUGCUGGAUGGCAUGGAUCUGCGCACGUUAAAUCCACAGUGGCUGAGAAACAACAUCGGUGCUGUCAGCCAGGAGCCGGUGCUCUUCUCCUCCUCGAUCCGCGAGAACAUCCUGUAUGGCGCCAAUCCCGGCGAGCAUCCCACCGAGGAGCAACUGCAGCGUGUCGUUGAGGAGGCGAAUGUCAGCCAGUUUACCGACCAACUGCCGGAUGGCCUGGAAACGCUCGUCGGCCAGCGGGGAAUGAUGCUGAGUGGCGGGCAGAAGCAGCGAGUCGCCAUCGCCAGGGCGCUGAUUAAGAACCCCGCCAUUCUGAUCCUUGACGAAGCCACCAGUGCGCUGGACGCCGUUUCGGAGCAGCUGGUGCAGAAUGCGCUGGACAAUCUGGUGCAGGGACGCACCGUACUGACCAUUGCCCACCGACUGAGUACGAUACGAAACGCGGAUCAGAUUGCCGUGCUGAGCGAGGGAAGGAUCGUGGAGCAGGGCACCUACAACGAACUACUGGGCAUCCAGCAGGGCGUCUUUCGGGAACUGGUGGCCAGCCAGGCGUUCGCCGGCCAGGACUGAGGACUUGAAGUCGGGUGCUAGGGUGCGGUAUUUUAGGUUAGGCGGACUAGACAACUUUAGAUUAGAUGUGGGCCCACCGCUGGUUGGUGGUGGCCCCUUUGGUGCAACUGUUACCGGGCUAUGUGUUCAUAAAUCAAUUGUUUUUAUUUCUUUGUACAAUACACACGAUUGACCAUUGUUAAAGAUA